AUGUCUUCUGGAUCACGGUCCAUUUCAACGGAGCGUCAAUUUCUGACCGACUUUGUGAUCGCCAACGAGAAGUCAGCCGGCGGGCGGCUGGCGCGCUGGCUGUCGCCGGCGCCCUUCGUGGAGCCCGACAAGUGCGAGCUGAAGCCGCCCACCUCGCCCGCCCGGCCCUCCACGCGUUUGACCUUGCCCGUCAUCGUGCGGGACCAGUAUGGCGACCCAGUCGUGUCCCCUGCCCUCAAGGUCGAGGUGGUGGUGCAGCGCGUGGAGGAGGCGCCGCCGCGUGCGCCCGCGCCGACAGGGGGCGCGCGCGAGCCGCCCGGCGUGGCCUACCAGGCCACCAUGCGGGACAACAUGUGCUUCCACGCCAUCACCAUGAUGAAGGCGUACCAGAGCUACUCGUUCGAGGAGCUGCGGCUGGCGGACGGCGGCUGGGGCGCGCGCGCUGAGGCGGCGGCGGGGCGCGUGCCCGCCGAGCGGCUGCCCGUGCGCGCCGCGCCCGACGGCUCCUACCACGCCACCUGGACGCCGCGCGCGCCCGGCACCUACGUGUUCCGCUGCACGCUGGACGACCACCCCGCGCCGCACGUGAGUCCCCGCCACGCCGACGCUCCUGCUGCUCCAUCUCCUGGUCUCCUCCAUGAUCCCGCGCCGCGCCCGACGGCUCCUACCACGCCACCUGGACGCCGCGCGCGCCCGGCACCUACGUGUUCCGCUGCACGCUGGACGACCACCCCGCGCCGCACGGCCCGCGCCGCGCCCGACGGCUCCUACCACGCCACCUGGACGCCGCGCGCGCCCGGCACCUACGUGUUCCGCUGCACGCUGGACGACCACCCCGCGCCGCACGCCCGCGCCGCGCCCGACGGCUCCUACCACGCCACCUGGACGCCGCGCGCGCCCGGCACCUACGUGUUCCGCUGCACGCUGGACGACCACCCCGCGCCGCACGCCCGCGCCGCGCCCGACGGCUCCUACCACGCCACCUGGACGCCGCGCGCGCCCGGCACCUACGUGUUCCGCUGCACGCUGGACGACCACCCCGCGCCGCACGCCCGCGCCGCGCCCGACGGCUCCUACCACGCCACCUGGACGCCGCGCGCGCCCGGCACCUACGUGUUCCGCUGCACGCUGGACGACCACCCCGCGCCGCACGAGGUGACCAUCGAGAUGGGCGACGACCCGACGGAGGAGUGCGAGGAGCGCGGCGUGCAGGCGGACGGCGCGGCGUUCCCGCCGGCCAAGACGCGGCGCUUCAUCGCGCGCUACACUGCCGGGCUGCGCGUGCGCGCCAGCCCCAGCCUGCAGGCCGAGGAGGUGGGCAGCGUGCCGCCUGGUGGCACUGUUGCCUACGUCGAGGAGGUGACCAACAAGGACGGCACGUGGGUGCGGCUGAGCGAAGAGUCCGUGCGCACCUACACGGACACGGGUGCCGCGGUGGCGUGGUGCCUGCAGCACAACCGGCACAUCGACCGCGUGCUGCUCGUGCCCGUCGAGCCUUAUUCCUCGCCGCAGUCGGAGUAUAUGGGUGUAUGGAGCGGGUACUGGGAGACGCAAGGCGAGGUGCAGUGGCCGCAGGAAGAACCGGAAGACCUUGACGUUCCCGGAGCAGAAAUCCAACGCAUUGAUCGACGAUGUCCUCCUUCUAGCAGUCAAACUGAUCUGGUGAAUGAGGGCGAAACAGCUACCAUGCCUUUUGUGUACGCAUUCGAGCCCUCAAAGCGUGCUCGAGUUAUGCGCAAUGAAUCCACAUCAAUGCCGACCCCGAGACGAAUCCGACGGUCGAACGGCAACGCAGACGAGUACUGGUCGCCGAUGAAGACGCGCUCCAGCGACAACGUGCGCGACACCACCAUCGUCGAGGCAAGUCCCUCGCUUGCUACCCUCGCACUGAAUGUUGUCCAAUGGAGUAAUCCUGGAAUGACACUUUUUUCGACGGAGCUAGAGCCGGAGGAGCACGAGGCCGUUGGAGCGCGCCUCGCGCAGGCCGGCACUCAGACCUCGCCCGAGAGCGCGCUCUCGCUCGACGACGCGCCCAGCGCAGUACAUUUGUACCUCGCCGGGAACAAGGACGGGCGCUUAAGUCCGCGCGCGGCGGUUCGCGAGCGGUUGUCGGCUCGGCGACUAAAGCGAGCGUCGUCGCCGCCGCCGCUGCCAGCGCGCUCAGCGCCGCCGCCGCGCAAGCACGCGCUUAGCCCUGCGCAGGCCGAGUGUCUGCGUGCCAUCUUCGCCGCUUUGCUGUGGCAUGAGGGUACGUUGCACGACGCGAUCGCGUGCGCAGCGUUCCUGAAGUUUCACCCGCAGCUGCCUAAGCAGGGCGCGCGCGUCGUCACCCGCGCGCCGCACGACCACGCCGCGCGACACCAGCGCCACUCCGUUGAAGUUUCCAACGCUGCUGGUCAAUAUCUCAGCAUGCCGCCGGCCACCCUCGAGACGUUAACGCGUUCGGGCGAGGAAGCGAGCUCCAGCCGCGCUCGCAAGUCUGACAUUGACACGCCCAUCAACGAGGAAGACGCCGGGGAAGCAUCAACGUCCUCGGUUGUAAAUGUAUUGCCCCCUGCUCUGCGCGCUCUGGUCGCGUUGUGGGAUGCACUCUAUGACGCCAAGCAACUUAGAGUUGCAACUGAAAAGAUAAUAAAAGACAACUUUGAUAAAGAAGACGAUGAUCCACGACCUAUAAUCAAGGUUCGACAGAAGAAAGUGUGGCGGUCGAUUACUAAGACUCCGUAUUCGAUAAGCUGCGAGCUGUGCGGCGGCGCAGGAGUGCCGCCCCCGCUGGCGGCGCAUAUGCGGCACGCGCACCCGGGCUGCCGCGCGGCGUCCGUGCGCGGCUACGACCGCUCCGGCACCUACCGCCGCUGCGACACGCCGCAGGACGUCGUCGCCUCCGUGUGCGGACAGCUGGCGCAAGCGUGCCAACUGUGGUACACAUUCUGCGAGAGGUGCCGCGAGAAAGCUCUCAAAGCCGCUUCGUCCGUGAAGCAACCAAAGACCAAGUCGAUCUCGGAACUGAGCUACGAACGCGUCAUGUCCUCCGAGAUAGACCACCAGGUCAUCAGGGAGAACGCAAUGUUCUUGCUCGACCUGGCUCCACUGACCAAUUCAGAAUCGCUGAGCCGCAUGUCGCCGAUCCACGAGGGGCAGGUGCGCAGUCCGCCCACGCCGCCGGGCAGCGUGUGGCAGCCGGCGCCGCCCUUCCAGUGCCUGCCCGCCCUAGGGCUGGCGCCCAAGGCCGCCCUCGCCGCAGAGACCGCGCGCUACCACUCGCUGGGGCGCCCGCCGCCGUCAGCUGCGCAUGCCGUAAGUGAUGAGGCGAGCGGCUCCGGCGAAGGUCCCAAGGAGGCGGCGCCGCGCGUGCAGCGCUCCGUGUCCAUGGGACAAGCGGGCGCGCGCGACCUGGCCGCCGCGGCGCGCCGCUCGCACGAGCCGCUCGCAGCUAUCGAGCGAGACAUAGACCAGGACACGCUCUCAGGUACGGGUGUCGGCUCAUCCCUGCUGUCCCAGCCCAGCACGGCACUACAGAAGCUGGUCGGCUGCGGCGAGGACGCCGCCGAAGGCUGCACCGUCUCGGCCUUUGAGGCCCCACACGUUGACUCGGACGCGCUUAUGAAGCGUCCCGUACUGGAGUUCGUGCUAGCCCGAAGGGACCUGCACGCCUUCACACAGAAACUGGACGGAACCGUCAGGAUCAAUACUGUUCGACAGUAUGCUUUUGAGGCCCUGAACUGGCUGCUGCGCUCCACGACGCAGCCGACGUGCGUGCACGACGUGAUGUGGUGGUUCUGCAACGCCCUUGAGAAGUACGCCAACGCCGUGCCGCCGCCCGCCAGCGUGGACGACAACAAAGAGAACACCCGCAACGUGAUAAAGUUCCCGGCGGCGUCGAGCAUGUGCCCGGGCGGCACGUCGGCCCGCGGCGCUCGCACGGCCUUCCACGCGCUCCUGGGCUCGGUCAGCACGCUGGCGCCUUCGCUGCCGCCCGCCAGCGCUGCCGGGCUGCAAGCCGUGCGCUGCUGGGCGCUGCACUACGCGCCCGCCGACCGCGCCUUCCUGCACAGCAAAGUGCUGUCUCACUCGGACGACCCGAAUUUCGAGGAGGGAAUGUUGGGAGCUCUACACGACAGCUUCCACAGCUAUACUUACAAGAAUUACGUAUGGAGCUGUCCCGACGUGACGAGCUGGUGCGACAUUGCCGUGUCGUCACGGCAGGGGAUGGCGGGCGCCCUCACAGAUGGCAGCACUGAAACGUUCUGGGAGAGCGGCGAUGAGGAUCGCAACAAGGCUCGCUGGAUCGAGAUAACCUACCCUCCCGGCACCGCCGAGGACCGUCCACACAUUGUUUGUGUGCAUCUCGAUAACACCAGGGAUACUGUGAACAAGACAAUGCUGGCUUCGUUCCUGUACAGCAGCGGUUCCGAGGAGCUGGUACAUAUGCAAGACAUAGAAGUUGAUCCCAAAGUAGCGACUUGGCUCUGCUAUUCGUUGCCAAAGAUGCCGAGCAGUUCCGUGCGCGUGCGCUGCGAGCUUCGCGGCGCGGAGCCGGCGGUGCGCGUGCGGCAGGUGCGCGUGCUGAGCGCGCCCGCGCCCGCGCCCGCCGCCGCCGUCGCGCCCGCGCGCGUGCUGCACGCCGUCGCCGAGGCAGACGCGCUGCGCGUGUUCAGGCUGCUCACCUCGCAGGUGUUCGGCAAGCUCCUCGAGUGGGAGCGUAGCGAGCCGGGCGAGGCGGCGGCGGCGGAGGACCCGGCCGCCAACGACAGCGACCUGCGCGAGCACGUGGUCGGCAUCCUCUUCGCCGGACACAAGCUCACCUCGCUGCAGCGCCAGGUGAUGUCGCACAUAGUGACCGCCAUCGGCUACGAAGCGGCCCGCGUGCGCGACGACUGGGAGACGGCGCUGCUAUGCGCAGAGGCGGCUGAGCGCUCCGGUGAUGAGAUCACGCACAGGGCCAUCCCUCAACCUACUGUGGAUAACUACUGCUUCGAAAUGCUGGCUCUGCUGUUGGCUCUGAGCGGCAGUGCUGUGGGGUGCGCGCACCUGGCCCAGCGCACGGAACUGUUGGCAGACCUGCUAGCGCUGCUGCACACCGGCAGCGAGCGCGUGCAACGGCAGGUUAUUUCAUUACUCCGAAGAAUGAUAUCAGAAAUCAAGCCACAGAAAGCGCUUGUGGCCAUCAACUAUGGAAAUGAUUUGAGCACUCGCGUGACGUUACUGGACUACCUGCUGAGCUACCUCGGCAAAGCCAUCACGGUGCAGAUGAAGGUGAAGGGCGCCAGUGGGUCCAGCCCUGCCACGGUCACCAUGGGCUCCAGCGUCGCGUCCACGCCGCCCUCCACCUGGUUCCUGCGCGGGGAGACCUCCAAGAAGCACGCGCACCUGGUCGCCAAGCUGCUGGCUGAUAUGGCCGAGGAUAAAAUAUCAGCCGACUGGGGCCAGGAGACGCGCACCGCGCUUGCCAACUACGUGGGCGCGAUCGCGCAGAUCGCCGAGAGCGAGCGGCGGCCGGCGCGCUGCGUGUCCUCGCCCGCCAUGUGGAUGGCUCUCGCCGCGCUCUGCGUGUGCGAGCAGCCGCACAUCGACCUGAUCAACGGCACAGAAGGUCGCGAGUCGCGUCGCGAGCCAGAGGCCCGGCCGUUCUGCUCGAACCACGACGACGGCGCCACCGUAGCGGUGGUGGAGUGCCGCACAUGCGGCCCGCUGUGCGGCGAGUGCGACCGCUUCCUCCACCUCAACCGCGCCGCUCGCACGCAUCAACGUCAGAUCUGCAAAGAGGAGGAGAGUGCUAUCCGUGUAGACAUCCACGAGGGCUGCGGACGCGCGAAGCUGUUCUGGCUACUGCUGCUGGUUGACCGGCGCACGCUGAAGGCGCUGGCCGAGUUCCGCGGCAUGGACGCGGCCGAGGGCGACGAACUUGGCUACGCGGGCACGUAUUCCCGCGGCAUGGACGCGGCCGAGGGCGACGAACUCGGCUACGCGGGCACGUGUCGCUUCUGUGGAGCUCGUGGCAGCACCGGCCUGUUAGCUAUAGGGAACGUGUGCGCUGAUCAGCAGUGCCAGGAGCACGGGCGCGAGGCGUGCAACCGCGUGCUGAACUGCGGGCACAUGUGCGGCGGCGUGCGCUGCGAGCCGCUGUGCCUGCCGUGCCUGGCGGGCUGCGGCGCCGGCCGCUGCGCCGAGAACGCGCCGCUGCGCCAGGACGCCGACGACAUGUGCAUGAUCUGCUUCACCGAGCCGCUGCAGGCCGCGCCCGCCAUACAGCUGAAAUGCGGGCACGUGUUCCAUCUGCACUGCUGCAAGAAGGUCCUGAACAGCAAAUGGAUUGGUCCGCGAAUCACAUUCUCCUUCGCACAAUGCCCCAUCUGCAAGGAGGACAUGGACCACUGGACCCUCGAAGACCUGCUGGACCCGAUCCGGCGGCUGCAGGACGAGGUGCGGCGCAAGGCGCUGAUGCGGCUGGAGUACGAGGGCGCCGCCGUGCCGGGCGCGGCGCGAGGCCGGCCGGUGCUGGACCCCGCUGAAUACGCUAUGGAGCGCUACGCCUACUACGUGUGCCAUAAGUGCGAGCGGGCAUACUUCGGCGGUCUGGCGCGCUGCGAGGCAGAGACGAGCGGCUGGUGGGAGCCGUCGGAGCUGGUGUGCGGCGCGUGCAGCGACGUCGCCGGCGCGCGCACCUGCCCCAAGCACGGCGCCGACUUCCUCGAGUACAAGUGCCGCUACUGCUGCUCGGUGGCGGUGUUCUUCUGCUUCGGGACGUCGCACUUCUGCAACGCCUGUCACGACGACUUCCAGCGCGUCACCAACAUCCCCAAGAAUUCUUUGCCGCAAUGCCCGGCGGGUCCCAAAGGCGAGCAGCUGCCCGGCUCCUCCGAGGAGUGUCCUCUGCACGUGCAGCACCCGGCCACAGGCGAGGAGUUUGCGCUCGGCUGCGGCAUAUGCCGGCACUCGCAGGGCUUCUAAACCCGAGGGCCGCGACGCCCGGCCGGGCAAACCAGGCGCACUGCAGUCUUGCACUCGCUUAUAACAGCCUGGCUGGGCUAGUGCUGGUUGGUGUUUUCUUUCUGUUCCAUUUUGUCGUAUAAUUUUGAAUUAAUUUAAAUUAAACAUGUAGGAGUAGUGGCAAUAAGUCUAUAACAGAUUGUUUAUGACGAUUCACACUAAUUUGCAAUGUAUGUAUUUCCUUUUUAAAAUUACAUAAUUUCAUUUGCUUCGAUUAUGAAUGUUAAUCCUAAUUUGUGUUAAUAAAAUUGGUAUGUAUGCGCAUACAGACCACAUGGACGUACUAUAAAAAUAUUCCAAAUAUGACACAAACUCGAUUUUGAUACGAGCCUGGUGGCACUUAAUGUAUUGUGCCAUUGGGCAGCGACGUUAUACAAACCUAAGACCCCUACACGUCCACAUGGACGUCCUAAAAACAUUCCAAUAUUACAAAAACUCGAUUUUGACACGAGCCUGGUGGCACUUAAUGUAUUGUGCCAUAGGGCAGCGACGUUAUACAAACCUAAGACCCCUACACGUCCACAUGGGCGUCUUAAAAACAUUCCAAUAUGACAAAAACUCGAUUUUGACACGAGUCUGGUGGCACUAAUGUAUUGUGCAGUUAUUUCCGCAGUUUGGCACCUCACGUCACAUCAUUUUACCGAAGUCAGCCCUAUAGCUUCGGCGCAGUGCCGAUCACUGACGUUUGUCAACAAAAUGGUGCUUGACUCUUGAGACAGGCUAAAUUACACCAUAUU
This is a messenger RNA of Ostrinia nubilalis (European corn borer), 7727 nucleotides long. RefSeq names its product E3 ubiquitin-protein ligase highwire-like. The transcript is spliced from 46 exons. Gene Ontology annotation, molecular function: ubiquitin protein ligase activity. Gene Ontology annotation, cellular component: plasma membrane; nucleus. Lineage: Eukaryota; Metazoa; Arthropoda; Insecta; Lepidoptera; Crambidae. Gene Ontology annotation, biological process: axon guidance; regulation of synaptic assembly at neuromuscular junction. Bases 1 to 6951 code for a protein of 2316 amino acids. The record is from RefSeq and is a predicted model, not a curated record.